Messenger RNA from Centruroides sculpturatus (bark scorpion), 532 nucleotides. RefSeq lists its product as uncharacterized. Lineage: Eukaryota; Metazoa; Arthropoda; Arachnida; Scorpiones; Buthidae. Bases 53 to 532 code for a protein of 159 amino acids. The record is from RefSeq and is a predicted model, not a curated record. The transcript has 3 exons.
GUGAUUUCUGUUAUUUCACUGUGCCGAUUACGAUGACGUGAGUGUACGAGAUAUGUUUUCUCUGUAUUUUACAGGUGCUGAAGUUGAUAUAUUCGUGGGUCAAGCAGGAGCCGGUCACCAUCGCCGCGGAGCAAUGACGCGUGGCCCUCGCGACAGCAGUAGAUUAGUACAACUUCUGCCGGGAAGUUGCGGAGGUUUUCGUCUCCAAAAUCAGGACAUACAGCUAGGCGGUGAAGGGAUGCAUGUCGCGAUCAAUGAGACCUUCACCCGGAGGCGAAAAUACAACCGCGGCCGCGUACGUGCAGGCACGCAAAUUACAAUAUUUGGUGCCUACUGUCGGGAAACGAGAGAGCUGAUGUACUGGCAUGUGGACAACAAAAGCAGACGAGUUCUGUGGAGCCACAUGCUCAGAUACAUCGCUCCAAAUUCCAUCAUUGUUUCCGACAGCGCGGCCCAGUAUCGCGGUUGUAUGGCUUUGGGCUUCUCUAGACAUAAGAUCGUCAAUCACAGCCAGCGGGGCCCCGGGAGGUGA